This is a messenger RNA of Echinostoma caproni, 486 nucleotides long. The record is from the annotation of a GenBank genome assembly. Lineage: Eukaryota; Metazoa; Platyhelminthes; Trematoda; Plagiorchiida; Echinostomatidae.
AUGGUCGGCGCAUUUCCAGUUUUCAAGCUUGGUGCGUUGGCAGUGAAGCAAAUUAGCAAACCUAUCGCAAAUUUUCUGAAGAGGAGAGCAAAAUCUAACCAAAUCUUUCGUCGAUAUGUUUGUUUACNUACCACCAUUUACCACUUAUGGGAAACGCGGUUGAAAUUACGCAUCCUUGGCUUGUCGAAGCCGGCUGAAGUUGCAAAGCUGAGCGAAGAUGCGGCUGCCGAGUUAGGUGCAGAAAUGCUUGGGGAAAUUAUAAUGUUCGCUUUUGGAGCAGCUAUCCUCGUUUUUGAAUAUCGAAGGCAAUCCCGAAAAGAAGCUUUCAAGGAGGAGAACCUACAGAAAAAACUUGACGAAUUAACAAACCAGAUAAACGAACUUUUCACUAUGGUAGAAAUAGAGGAAGCAAGAAUACGUGAACUAACUCGUGUUAUCGCGAUACUGAUAACUGAAAAUGACAGACCAGCCUUCAAGCGAGGAUAG